Molecule: messenger RNA, 750 nt
Organism: Zingiber officinale
Lineage: Eukaryota; Viridiplantae; Streptophyta; Magnoliopsida; Zingiberales; Zingiberaceae
Product: zinc finger CCCH domain-containing protein 6-like
Exons: 4
Coding region: 1-750 (249 amino acids)
Molecular function (GO): mRNA binding; metal ion binding
Source: RefSeq, a predicted model, not a curated record
AUGGUGACACCGACGGAAGAGGCUGCAGCAGCACCCCCGCCGCCCUGCUGGCUUGCAGUUGCAGGCUUCUUCACAAGGGGGAGGAUUCGGGAACCGAAGGACCUCCCCUCCGACAGAUUUUAUGAGAUAAGGACGCUGGAUUUGGAUGAGAGAGGAAGCCAGCUGUGGCCGCCACCGCCCACGGCGCCGGAGGCCGCCUAUCCUGAGAGACCUGGGCGACCGAACUGCGACUUCUACAUGCGCACCGGAGCCUGCCUCUACGACUCCUCCUGCCGCUACCAUCACCCUCGCGAUCGCUUAGCGGGCAAAAAAGAGUGUUCCUUCUACAUGAGGACAGGGCAGUGUAAGUUUGGAAGAACCUGUAAAUUCAACCACCCAGAAGACUAUGUUUCUUCCAGAAUUCUUCAGUCCUCUGUACUGCCUCAGACAAACUUGCAGAGCUCUUUUGCACCCAUGCAAAAUCUUGGACCGAACAGUUUCAUGGCCAGCAACUUAAAUGCUCCUCCUACACAGCACAAUAAUAUUGCUCUUCGGGAACAUUCACAAUUUGGUUCAGGGAUGCCCUUUGCUACCUACAUUGUUCCUCAACUAAAUUUGGGUGUGUCUGAUCAUGAUGAUUAUAAAGAGUUUUAUCCGAGAGUGGCUUCCUCGAUCGACCAGUCCAGUGAUGAUCAGAUCGAACACAUGCUCCCGGACACUCUCGAUCUCGAGUACCCGGCAUUCGAGAAGGAAAGUUUCAGAAGAGAUUGA